AUGUCGCGCGCGCGCCGCUGGCUGGACCAGCACCCCUCCACCCUGUUGAGGGUCCUGGAGGGCGUGGUGCGCUUCCUUAAUGUGGCCCUGGCGGUGGCGGGCCUGGUUGUCUUCGCCUGGGGGGCGGUGACUCUGGCCCAAAUAAAACACAUGGAGGAGCCACGCGGCGGCGGCGGCUCGCCGUCGCCGUCGCCGCCGCCGUCGCCGUCCCCCAAGCCCGGGCCGCAACCACCGCCGCGUUUGCUCGGCGGCGUCCCCGGCCUGGCGCCGCUGCUGUCUCUGCUGCCCGGCGCCCCCUCCGACGGCCUCGAGUGCCCCUGGUUUGUCUACGCGUUCGCGGCGGUAGGCGCGGCGACGGCGGUGGCGGCGCUCACAGCGCUGGCGGGCACCGCGCUGCGCAGUGUUGUGCUGGUCAACCUGAACGUGCUGCUGAUGUGCCUGGUGCUGACGGCACAGGCCUGUGUGGGUGUUGCGGCGUUCCUGGAUCACAGCUGGGAGCGGCGGCUGCCAGACAUUGAUGAGGCAGCAAAGGCCUGGCUGGCCAAGAGGCUGCAGGUGGUCAAGUGGGUGGGCGCGGGGCUGUUCUUGCUGCAGCUGGUGACGCUGCUGCUGAGCUGCGGGCUGCAGAGCGCCUACGCCACCGCCGAGGAGGCUGCGGAGGACGAGGAGGAGGAGGCGGCGUGGAGGCGGCGGCCGCUGCUGCAGGGCGAGGGGCGCGCGCCAACGCCACCCUGGGGCGUCCUCGGGGGCCCGCAGCCUGCCGCAGCCCGCGGCAUCACGCCGCCGCUGCCCGGCAGCCGCGACGCCGCGGCCGGGGCGGCCACCCCCGACCCCGAGGAGGCUGCGUGGCGCGCGCGCAUGCAGGAGCGGUAUGGGCUAGACACGACCCAGUUUGGCGGCGCGGCGGGGGCAGCGGGACAGGGGCGGCAGAGGGGCGGGGGCAGCAGCGAGGUGCGGGACAGGGGCGGCUGCGUCGUGAUGUGA
Molecule: messenger RNA, 984 nt
Organism: Monoraphidium neglectum
Lineage: Eukaryota; Viridiplantae; Chlorophyta; Chlorophyceae; Sphaeropleales; Selenastraceae
Exons: 4
Coding region: 1-984 (327 amino acids)
Source: RefSeq, a predicted model, not a curated record